Brassica oleracea var. oleracea is the source of this 901-nucleotide messenger RNA. Its product is annotated as putative BTB/POZ domain-containing protein At2g40450. The record is from RefSeq and is a predicted model, not a curated record. Lineage: Eukaryota; Viridiplantae; Streptophyta; Magnoliopsida; Brassicales; Brassicaceae. Gene Ontology annotation, molecular function: protein binding. The transcript is spliced from 3 exons. The coding region runs from base 98 to 721 and encodes 207 amino acids.
AAAACCCUACAAGCGUAACAGAGACGUCUCUGCGGCAGCUGCUAAAGUCGUCUCCGUCCUAAUUUUCUCCUCGAUUGUUCUGGUUUUGGUGUUUGCAAUGGCAACACAGAACAACAAAGAGAUCUUCUUGAGUGGAUUAAAGAAACUCUUCAAAGAACAAUGGCAACCAGAUGUACUACUCAAGGCAGGAAACAGUGAUAAGGGUGCAACUAUCUCCGCCCACAAACUUGUUCUGGCAUCAAGAUCAGUGGUGUUGAAGAAGAUUAUGGAAUCAGACGAGUUCAAGGCUUCAUCUAAGCUAGAGACAGUCACUUUCUCCGAGAUGAAACACGAAGAACUUGAGGCUUUAGUUGAGUUCAUGUACUGCGUUGAUGGCUGUAUUUGUCUUGAAAGUCUCAAGAAACACGUAGGAUCACUCUAUCUUGCAGCGGACAAGUAUGAUAUUCCGCAUCUGCGUGACCUAUGUAGAAAGCAUCUUAUAUCAUCUCUUAACUCCUCCAACGCUCUUAACACCUUUGAGCUUGCCCAAAUCCCUUAUGACAAGGCCCUUAACGAUGCGGCUUUCACUACUAUCAAGAACAAUAUAAGCACGAUCGCUAACUCUGCUGAGUUCAAGUUGUUUGUUGUCAACAAUCCAUAUCUUUCUGUUGAGAUCAUGAAGGCUUUUCUUGUUGAGCCUAAUAAUUAUUGCUGUGGCUAUUGUGGUAAAUACCGCUACUAGAGGAAUCACGACUAGUUGCAAGGUUUUGCCGGCUGUUCUCGCAGAGUGGAUGCAGCUAAACUAAUAGUAGUAUAUCAAGAUUUUAAACCUAGCCUGAUGAUCCUUCUACUUUGAUUUCGAAUUUUUGUAGUUUUUGGAGUAGUAUUUAAUGCUGCUUUUUAAAAGAAAUAAACUAUUUUA